Messenger RNA from Venustampulla echinocandica, 1140 nucleotides. RefSeq lists its product as uncharacterized. Lineage: Eukaryota; Fungi; Ascomycota; Leotiomycetes; Helotiales; Pleuroascaceae. The transcript is spliced from 2 exons. The record is from RefSeq and is a predicted model, not a curated record. The coding region runs from base 1 to 1140 and encodes 379 amino acids.
AUGGUUUAUUCAUCCUCCUUCCCCAACAUCCAAGAGCGCCUCCUCAAAAGGGGUUACACCUUCCCUGCGAUCUGGGAAGUCUUCCGAUCCCAUCUCGGUUGGGCGAUUAGCCAUUUUGCCGCGGAAGUUGGUCCAGAUCAGGCGUUGUAUAGGGCUGAAUUGGAACUUUGGAAAUACUUCUGGGAUGAGAAGAUACAUGUUUUCCCUGGCGAGGAGCCUCGGUCACAGGCCCUGCCGUUGAGUGAAACUGUGGCGUCGCAAGUGCAAUCAGGCAUAGGAAUAAACCCAAGACCGAAGAGCCCAGAAGUACCCCGGCCCAGCCCUCGACCUUUCAGCGCCAUCUGUCCCGCUGUAGCAACCUCAGAGGUGGUGGCGGUUAAGGCCUCAUGGGUGCAGAGAGCCAUGGACCAGAUCAAGCAAGAGAUGGGGCACGCGCCUGGAAAGGAGCUGUUGAUAUUUUCACCGGUUGGAGAACAGCAAGAAAAGCGCCCAUGUGUAUCAGUGGAAACUGAGAAACUACGACAAGCCCCACAGAGCCCACGAAUGGAUGCCCACCCUAAUCUCGAUAUAUACGAAAGGGAAAAAAUACCUUAUGCGAAGGUGCCAGAUGUCGACGAGAUGCCCGCGAUGCGGUCCAAACCGCCUAGCCUUAAGCCAGCUCAGCAUUACUACGACCUCAAGGGGAGUGGAGUUUACUACGAACGUCAGCUAGCCGACAGCCCAUCGGCAUCCCAGUCCAUAGCCCAACCAUAUCCCCCGCGCUCCAGCAUUCCUAAAAUAUCUAAAAUGCAACUCACUAGCCCGGUAUCAACAUGUCAUGACUAUCAUCCCGGCGAAACAUUUAGCAGGCCAUCAACUUGCCAACACCCAACCCAGCUAUAUCGAUCACCUUUCGGAAUUAAUAAUCUAGCUGAAAACGACAAGUGCUUCCGUUUGGGCAUGCCGAGCACGGAGAAACUCCAAAAGGCGAAUAGUAUUGGAUUUAGAGGACAGCAGCCUACGAGAGGCACACGGAUGAGGGGGAGGAGUGCCAGUCCAGAGCCGGAGCACAGAUAUCCCCUAAGAAGUGCGACAUGCCGAUCUGUGGAAUGUGCUGGAGAUAUUGGGGCGCGGGAGAAUUCGAGGGAGCGCAGUGGGUGA